AUGGGGAUGCUCAGGACAUCAGUGGCCUUUCUUCUUCACGUGGCUGCUUCUUUGGCGGCCCCGGUGCCGUGUGCAGAGACGGUAGUUCAUCUGGAAGCACAAAUCCAAGGUCUGAAGACCCUGAUCAGCAACCAGCAUGGCUACAUCCAGGCACUCCACAACAGCCAGGCCGGGCAGCUGGAGCUCAUACCCAGCUCCCACCUGGGCCCGGAGAACCUCUUUAAAGACUGCUCCGAGGUGUUUGCAGAGGGUAACAUGGCCAGCGGGCUGUAUGUGAUCCGUCCACACGGCUCUCCCUCCUCACUCAGCGUCUACUGCGACAUGAACCAUGGGGGAGGGUGGACCGUCUUCCAGAGGAGGAGAGACGGCGAGGAGAGCUUUGACAGAGCGUGGGUGGAGUACAAGCAUGGGUUUGGUGACCUCUUCUCCCCUGAUGGAGAGUUCUGGCUGGGGAAUACAGCUCUACACAAUCUCACCUCCACAGGGAACCACGACCUGCGGAUCGACAUGCAGGACUUUGAGGGUAACCAGCGCUAUGCAGAGUACAAGAACUUCAAAGUUGAUGACGAAAAGGACCAGUACCAGUUACAUGUGGGAGAGUACACUGGGAACGCUGGGGACGCCCUGGCUCAUGUCCACAGCCCCCCCCCUGCCGGGAAGAAACGGACUGGUCCAUUUCUUACAGAAGAACUCCCUGGGUCAAACGGGAUCAAGUUCAGCACCUAUGACCAGCUUAAUAAUGGAGACACGGAGAACCGCACCAGUUGCAUCAGACACAGCAGGUCCGGCUGGUGGUUCAGCAGGUGUGACUCAGGAAACCUGAACGGUCACUACUACAGAGGGCCGGACCAAGGCAUGGCUGAUGACGGGGUGGUUUGGUACACGUGGCACGGCUGGUGGUACUCUAUCAAAUCUGUGGUCAUGAUGGUACGAGCUGCUGACCUCGAGCCUCCGCCACAGGUCAUUGCCCCGUUACCAGGACGACAGGCCAGCAGCAAAGCAAAGGGCGACAUCAUUGAAGAUCAUCAUGGCCGACUUCAACACUGAAAGCAAGAGAGGAGGCAGCGUGUCUCCUACUGCAGCCCAACAGCUUCCUGAAA
Trematomus bernacchii (emerald rockcod) is the source of this 1100-nucleotide messenger RNA. RefSeq names its product fibrinogen-like protein 1. The coding region runs from base 1 to 1047 and encodes 348 amino acids. The transcript is spliced from 7 exons. Gene Ontology annotation, biological process: regulation of immune response; negative regulation of T cell activation. NCBI's taxonomy places the organism in Eukaryota, Metazoa, Chordata, Actinopteri, Perciformes, Nototheniidae. The record is from RefSeq and is a predicted model, not a curated record.